Molecule: messenger RNA, 1536 nt
Organism: Hyaloscypha bicolor E
Lineage: Eukaryota; Fungi; Ascomycota; Leotiomycetes; Helotiales; Hyaloscyphaceae
Product: MFS general substrate transporter
Exons: 5
Coding region: 1-1485 (494 amino acids)
Biological process (GO): transmembrane transport
Cellular component (GO): membrane
Molecular function (GO): transmembrane transporter activity
Source: RefSeq, a predicted model, not a curated record
AUGGAUUCGAUUAUCGCAGGAGAGAAGGCCUCAGGUUCAGACUCCUUGAAGCCCGGGUCCCCCACAGAGAAGAGCAGCAUCGAUGCGACCGAUACCUUCUCGAAUGCGGAAUACCGCAAACUCAUCUGGAAACUCGACGUCCAUCUUUUACCACCGCUCUUCAUACUAUGGUUCAUCUCAUUGAUCGAUCGAGUUAACAUUGGUACAGCUAGGAUCCAAGGUCUUGAGAAGGAUCUCAAGAUGGAUCCUCUCAGCAACAAAUUCAAUAUCGCAACCGUUGUGGUCUUUAUUGGCCUUAUGCUCGCAGAGGUUCCAAGCAAUUUGCUGAUCAAGAAGUUCACACCAACUACUGUUCUCUGUGGUGAAUGUCUCAUCCUAGGAAUUUUCACCAUCGGCCAAGGGCUAGUCACAAACUUCGCUGGCCUCGUGGCAAUGCGUUUCAUCAUUGGGAUCCUAGAAGCCGGACUAAUUCCCGGAUCCAUCUUCUUGCUGGCAGCGUACUAUCCAAGAUAUGAGUUACAGUGGCGUAUGAGUAUGCUCCACGUUGGCAAUGCUAUCUCAAACGCGUUUGGCGGUUUGCUGGCUUAUGCUGUGGCUAGCAUCCACUCUUCAAAUGGAUGGCAUGGAUGGAGAUGGAUCUUUGUCAUUGAAGGUCUUGUUACAGUCGUCCUUGUUGCGCUUUGCUGGCCAUUCAUGAACGACUGGCCAGCCACGGCAAAAUGGCUCAAACCAAAUGAGAAAGCUGUCCUGGAAGAACGCAUUCGAAAGGACGGAAUCAUCGGUCGUAUGGAUGACCUGGACCGAAAGGCCAUUAUCCGAUGCCUCACUGAUUGGAAAAUCUACCUAAGUGGGUUCAUCAUCGUCGGCGUCAUCUCCAGCGUCUACUCAUGCACCUUAUUUGCCCCAACAAUCGUCAAAGUUCUCAAGCCAGCAUACUCCGCAAAGCAAAUCCAAGGUUUGGUAAUUCCAAUCUUUAUCGCAGCCUCCGCCAGCACCUUGACCGUUGCAUACAUCUCGGACAAGCUAAAGCACCGCGGUGGUCUCGCAUUGACUGGCUGUUUUAUAGCAAUCAUCGGAUAUGUCAUCACCCUCAACCAAGAGCAUGUCUCGGUCAAUGCACGCUAUGGAGCCCUUUAUCUCAUCGCCUCCGGUUCAUUUGCCGCUCUGCCUGCAGCCUGGAUCCUGCUUUUGAACAACGUCUCUGGAUCCUACAAGACAGCCUUCGCCAUCGGUAUGGAAAUUGGUCUGGGCAACGGUGGUGGGUUUGUUGCGUCGUUCUCUUUCCAGUCGAAGAAGGCUCCGUUCUACUGGACAGGCUUUAGGACCACGUUCUCGCUCAUGUGCAUGGCUACUGGCUUAAUCUGUGUGUAUGUGACGGGACUUUGGUACGAGAACAAGCAAAAGCGCGCUGGGAAGAGGGAUCAUCUACUCCAGGAGGGCGACAACUUGGGAGAUGCCCAUCCUGGGUUCAUUUAUACCUAUUAGAGUUGUUGAUCAUAGCAUAGCUUUAGUCCAUCGAUAUGUAAUAAAGUUUCC